This is a messenger RNA of Schistosoma spindalis, 1161 nucleotides long. Lineage: Eukaryota; Metazoa; Platyhelminthes; Trematoda; Strigeidida; Schistosomatidae. The record is from the annotation of a GenBank genome assembly.
AUGUCUCAUUUAUUUUUACUUCAUAUAAUGAUAUUAUUUUAUAUAGUUAUCUAUGUAUCUGAACAGAAACUUGAAAAAAUGAAAAGUAAUAAUAGUACAAUGAAAAGUUUGGAAAUCACUAAAUUUAUUAAACAUCUGAAUUCAUUGAUUCGUCAAAAAUACCAUUACAUCAACUCCGUUAAUAACAUGUUAUUAACCAAUGAAUUUAUAUUAGAUGUUGAAAAUGAAAUUUUAAAUGAAAUUGAAAAACAACGUAAAUUGUACGAUAUAAUUCAGAAUAUUAAGAAAAAUAAACUCAGCAACAGAAAUGUUAUUGAACAAGAUUUGAAACAAAUCGAUAUAGCGGAUAACAAUAUAGAGCAUACUAGCGAUGAACUCAAGGAAACAUUUCCACAAUCAAAUAAAUCAAUUGAUAGAUAUGUGACUUGUGUCGAAAAACGUUCAGAAUAUACUAUCCCUUCAAUACUUAAUGAAGAAUUAAAGAAAUUAUUCAAUGAUCAACCGAAAGAAUUCAAAAUUUUACCGAAAUGGAAUUCAAUGGCUAAAUGUCUUCAUAAACAAAUUUCGACUAAUAAAGAAUUUAAGCGACGAUUUACUGAAAACCUGUGUAAAUCAUUUACUCGAAAUCUAUACGAAGGUAAAGUUAUAUAUGAUUUAAAAUAUUCUUUUCUCGUUGGCGUUUUUUCUUUCUUUUUUUUUUUUAAGUUAAGUUAACCGAUUGCCCAACCUUCCCUGUCUUUCAUCUGGUCACGGAGUGUUAGUAACCCUAGAAUGUUUCCAAGAGGUGUUAAAGUGUAGUAACUCUUACAUUUUAAAAUGUUACCAUAGCGAUUGCUCUUCCUUAGUUGACUAUCAUUUAUAUUAAUUAACAUAUCUGAACCCUAUAAAGAAAAAAAAAAAAAGAUAGAAUUUCCAGGGUAAUCCGUUUACGUAAAAAGUAAAGAAAAAGAAAAAGAUAUUCAACAUCAUUUAUAGGAUUGAUUGUAUCAACUUUGACAAGCAUUACUUGUCAUAAAUUAGAGUUAUGCUUGAAAUAUCUAUUUAGCAGCAUAAUUAAACACUACAUCAUUCAUUUGAUAUUAAAGAUAGAUAGUAUUGUCCAAAUCGAUAAACAUAAAUGAACAAUUAAAUGAACCAACUAUAAAAUAUCACAACCGUGAA